GGGAUUUCUUUUUUAAAUCUUUUUUAUACUCAUAUCGUUCUUGUCCUUUUACAUAUGCCUGUGCAGUAUAUUGGCUGCAGAGCAACAGAAAGAGCGAUUCGCAACUAGCACUACUGCCUUCACACACUUCCUUGGUAAUUGUGCUUUGGAAAGGAAACCGCCGACGCGAGUGGAGUAUAAGUAUUUCUCAAUAUUCGGAGCUCAUCAUUUUACCACUUUGCAACACCAUAUUAAGCACACGAAACGGUCGAGGGAUUUUCUCUCCUACUGACGCCAAAUAUCUUUUGAAUCAUCAUUUCUCCAUAAGCAUACAGCCACUAUACGAGUUAAUAGGACGUUAUGCCUAGUUUCUUUGGAGGCGUUACUGGAAGAGGUGUUUCGACACUCUUCGAGAUACGUCUUGACGAGGAAAUUAUCGUACUUCGAGGAGGUGAAAAUGAAGCAUCGAGUCAAUUGCUCAAGGGAUCGGUGGUUUUGUGUCUGCCAGCUGCUUUAAAAGUGGAAGAUGUACAUCUUCGCAUGACUGGGCAAUUGAAAGUUGGGUGGAACGAUCAGCGAGUCACUCCUACCGGUAUUUCGAAUAAUCGAGUCGAUAGAACUACUGAAAUCUUCAGUCAUAGAUGGGCUCCGUUUGUGGGUGGAGGAGGGCCUGGUUCUUCCUCCAAGGGUUUACUUCUACCAGCAGGAAAUUAUGAAUGGCCCUUCGAACUCGUCAUUCCAGGAUCCAUGUCAGAAAGUGUGGAAGGUUUGAAUGACAGCCACAUCAUUUACAAAUUGAAGGCAACAGUUGCUAGGGGAAAAUUGGCAUACGAUUUACAUGCUUGGAAACCGGUGCGAAUCGUUCGAACUUUGGACCCUUCAGCAUUGGAAUUGGCUCAUGCCAUGACAGUCGAGAAUAUUUGGCCAAACAAAAUCGAGUACCAACUGGUUAUACCACAAAAGGCUAUAGUGUUUGGUACUUCGAUCACCAUCGAGAUGAGAUUCACCUCCUUGUUGAAAGGCUUAAAAAUUGGCAAGAUAAAGUGCCAUUUGAUCGAAGUACAAGAAUUCGUUCUCCCAGGAACAUCUACGACUUCGGAUAGAUAUUGGAAAAACUCCAGAGAUGUGGAUGCUUGGACCUUUGAAUUGAACGAAGAAGAGCAUUAUCAAGAUAUGCUUGACGACAGUGGACAAGAUGGGUUUAAAAUGACCGAAUACAUGCCAUUGCCAAAAAGGUUGAGCAGAUGCGUACAAGAUGUAGAUGUACAUGGUAUCAAAAUUCGCCACAAGGUAAAAUUCAAUAUUGCAUUACACAACCCAGAUGGGCAUAUUUCAGAGCUCCGCGCAACGCUACCAGUCACAAUCUUCAUUUCUCCUAAUAUGCCAUUAACUGCCGAAGGUGCUCUAGUGGACCAGACACCAACAUCUAAUGCCCAAUCCACUUCAGUAUCAGCACAUGCACCACCUCUUUAUGGGGAGCACGUAUUAGAUCAACUUUACGCCGACAUGGAUCAAUCUGGACUAAUGACCCCUAUGCCGCAAUCUGGAAUGAACACUCCAUUUUACGCCCAGUCUCGAGCAGGUUCAUCAGAAAAUCUUUCUACCUCCCCAGAAUCUCACCAUCCGGCCGGCGCCGUCCCCCCUGCAGCAUUGUCAUCUAGGCUUCAAAAUUUGAAUACCAAUUUAAAUUCUGGCAGGAAUAGCUUUUUAAGACGAUAUGGAGGAUCUGGAUCCGGAGGAAAUACCCCUCACCAUAACGAUGAUCACCAAGGAGGUUAUUUUGAUUCACAUCAUGGUCACUCCGCGUCUUCAGCAACUGCCAGAAGCAAUCCUCUUAGUAGACGAGGAAGUUUUAACGACGAGCAUCACCCAGAUGCCACUAGUACCACGAUGAGCAGCGGAUACCAUACUCCUGAACAUCUGGAUUACAAUGAGAUGGGAGAUCUAACCAAAGUUCCUUCCUAUACUACGGCCCUCAAAACUCCCGUGAGAGGAAUGAGUUAUACUGAAGCACUGCCCAAUUACGAAUCUGCCAUCUCAGCACCACCAAGUCCGACAUUGCAUGCAAGUACUGGCCCAAGUACACCGCAUGAGCACCCAUUGGAUAGUGCCCAUUCACACUCACAUUCACACUCAAGUUCUCAUUCACAUUCACACGCGGAUACGCAUAGACAUCACCAUGGACCGGGAUUUUUGAGAAGAAAUCCAUUCUCUAGUAUGGGAUUCACACCGUUGCAUCCACCAUCACAUGCACAUCCAGGGGAAGCGGAUGAAAGGAGGAGGUUGCACUUAUUACAGCACAGAGAUAGGGUACAUUAAAAGAAGGGAGAUUGGAUGAUUUAUGGAAUAGACAAUCGGAAGGGAAUGCGAGAUUCCAGCAUCUCUUGGCGCAGGGUGGUUUUGAAACAGACUUGGUAUAUUUGGAAUUCUGGGGGCGUUUAACUUGAUACCUUUUGAUGAGAUACCGUUAUAGAAGCGUUAAAUGCUAGGUCAGAAAAUGGGAUGAAGAGGCUGCAUUUAGUAUUAAUAUUCUCCCCGCUCUCGCGAUUUUGGAGCGAUAGUUACUCUUGAAUACACAAAUUCAACA
Messenger RNA from Botrytis cinerea B05.10, 2566 nucleotides. RefSeq lists its product as hypothetical. Gene Ontology annotation, cellular component: cytosol; cytoplasm; plasma membrane. The record is from RefSeq and is a predicted model, not a curated record. The coding region runs from base 340 to 2298 and encodes 652 amino acids. Gene Ontology annotation, biological process: ubiquitin-dependent endocytosis. The transcript has 4 exons. Lineage: Eukaryota; Fungi; Ascomycota; Leotiomycetes; Helotiales; Sclerotiniaceae. Gene Ontology annotation, molecular function: protein-macromolecule adaptor activity; ubiquitin protein ligase binding.